CGCGUGAUGUGCUAGGAAACUUGAAGCGUCGGCCCAUUUCUCUAUUUCCACCCAAUUCCCAAGAUGGCAUGGCUGACAGGCGGCGCGCCCGCCCCGGCCUCGGCCCCGCGCUGCUCAUGGCGCAAGUCCUCCACCACCAACAAGAAGCCAGCAUCGACACUCAAGACGUCGGUGCCACCGCCACCCAAGACGCUCGGCUCGACUACCGACCGCUACUCGAUGCUGUCGCGGGCUGAAGAGCUCACGUACCACAUCCACCAAGCAGAGAAGCUCGAGGAGCUCUACCAGUACGCAACCGACGCCUCUACGGCCAUCGUGCCAGCGCGUCGCGUGGUCGCAGUCCCGACCGAGUCGGGCUCGGCCUUCCACAUUUUCAACAGCAGCGCCAAGAGUAGCAGCGCCAAGACGACCAUGAUGAGUUGCGAGUACGAUGCAGACGCAUACCGCCCGACAUUCGCCUCCGAGCCGUCUCGCCCGACGUUCGCGGCCGAGCACUACCGUCCGACCUUUGCGUCCGAACCCCGGCCAACGUUCCACGAAGGCCAUGGCAGCUUGCAGGCGCGCCAGUCGCUGCCAACCGAGAUGCGCUUGCCGCAGCCGUUCGUCCUCUACGACGAGCUCACGGCGUCCACAUACAGCACGCCGUCCGCGGCCACCGACUACAGCCUCGAAGACAGCUAUGCGUCCGAGUUUGAGUUCUAGUUUUUCUUAUUGUCCUCCGCUAGCAGUAGCCCACGUAGUAUUUAUUAGGUUUAGCAUGUAUAUAACGUCAACUUAGCUGGUAGUGUUUUCUCA
Molecule: messenger RNA, 795 nt
Organism: Saprolegnia diclina VS20
Lineage: Eukaryota; Oomycota; Saprolegniomycetes; Saprolegniales; Saprolegniaceae
Exons: 1
Coding region: 64-702 (212 amino acids)
Source: RefSeq, a predicted model, not a curated record